Nematocida parisii ERTm1 is the source of this 1192-nucleotide messenger RNA. RefSeq lists its product as uncharacterized. The transcript has a single exon. Bases 1 to 1191 code for a protein of 396 amino acids. NCBI's taxonomy places the organism in Eukaryota, Fungi, Microsporidia. The record is from RefSeq and is a predicted model, not a curated record.
AUGAAGAGAUCAAGUAUAUUUAUACUUAUACUUAUAUUAACAGCAGGGAUAGGAGUACCAGCUGCUUUUUUAUUUAUAAGAGGGGCAAAGAAAAGAAGUAAUAAUAGAAAAAGUGAAAAUGCAGUAAAUAGUAAUACAGUAUUAAAAGCAGAAGAAGCAGUGACAGAACAAGAAGAAGCAAAGCAAGAAAGGGUAAUGGAUGAGCAAGUAAAGAAAGAGCAAGAAAGAGCAAAAGAUGAACAAGAAAAGAAAGAGCAAGAAAAAGCAGAAGAAGUACCAUACAUAGUAGAUGACAUGGGGUUUGUUCGUUUUAAUUCAUUAUUAUCAUCUGAAAGCAGUGUACAUAACAAUGUAGAACAAGAAGAUGAACAUGUAUCAGCACACCACAGUAGCACAGAACAAGAAGAUGAACAUGUAUCAGCACACCACAGCAACACAGAACAAGAAGAUGAACAUGUAUCAGCACACCACAGUAACACAGAACAAGACGUAGAUGGAACUAGUAAUAAAACCACAUAUGAUGUAGAGUAUGUAAGCAGUAUAUUUACUAAACCAUCUGAAGAACCAGUAAAUGAACAAUCACCAGCAGUGACAGAAGAUAAUUUAGACAAUCCACCACUGGUAAACAAAAAGGGAAUUAAGCCAGAAAGUGUAAACACACAAGUAGAGAACGAAAAUACUUCAGUAGAAGAUAAUGCUAAAUCUGGAGGACUCUUUAGUCGUUUAUCCAAUACAUUCUUAAGAAAGCCAGAAGAACUGAAAGAAGAGCCAAUAACCAAAAAACCAGAAAAUUCACCAACGGGAGAAGUAAAACCAGAGAAUAGUCCAAAUCCAGAUGAAGUCAAGAAGAAUGAACCAGCUACAGAACCGGAACCCGAAAAUAUGAAUACUGCCAUUGCAGAAGAAGGCAGUACUAAACCAUCUUCAUUUAUGGGGUAUAUAACGAGUUUCUUUAAUACAUCGAAUGUAUCACCAGAUGAGAAAGAGUCUCGUCAACUAAACUCAGUCACUCCCAGUUAUACAGAGGACAAUGAAUCAGACAAGUUUAUAAGCCAUGAGGAUUCAAGUAUAUCAUCUGAAAUUGUAAAUAACUAUGAACCAUCUGAUAAUAACAAUGAAGCAGAGACAAUAUAUGAGCAAAGCAUUGAAUCCAACAGUGGAUUUGAUUAUGGUAAUUCUAUGCCAUUCUAAA